Molecule: messenger RNA, 4807 nt
Organism: Cheilinus undulatus (humphead wrasse)
Lineage: Eukaryota; Metazoa; Chordata; Actinopteri; Labriformes; Labridae
Gene: atxn10
Product: ataxin 10
Biological process (GO): neuron projection development
Cellular component (GO): cytosol
Source: RefSeq, a predicted model, not a curated record
AUGUAUAAAGACCAAAGACCAGGACCAAUAGCGUACCAGCAGCGUUACCGGACGUCCCGCCCACUCAUACAGAAGGCAAACAUGGCAGCUUUCACCAACGGCAACUUGGACCUGUCAGCGUCUAUCGUUGGCAUCUUAAAUGAAAAACACUGCCCUGAACACUUGACGGUUCUGAAAACAUUUACGUCUUCGUUACGGGAGAAGGAAAACAGGGAUGCAGUAGAGAAGGAAGCCUUCUCCAGCCUUUUCAAGGUCCUGUCCCGACUGAGUGAUGAGCUCCAAGCUGGGACUGAGGACGUGGAUUCUGUGGUCCUGCAGCUGCAGAUGGCUGCUGAAUGUUUCAGGGCCCAGAGGAACGCCUGUGUCCAGAGCACACGCAACCAGAGUCUGCUCAGGGAGCUUGGUUUCAUUGAUGUGUCUCUGAAACUCUUGAACUUCCUUUUGUCCAAAAAUUUGGAGAACAAAGAUGGAACAUUUGAACCUCUUCGUUGUGGGAUCCAGUUCCUUGGGAACUUAGCGGUUGGAAACCAAGCAUGUAAAGAUGAAAUUUGGCAGCUCAGUUUCCCGGAUCUUCUCAUGCAGUUACUCACGGCUGAUGAUGAGAAGGCCGUAAACUAUGCCUCUAUGGUGCUCCACACAUGUCUGGACCAAGAAAAGGUGGAAGAAAUGUCUGAACCCCAGAAUAUCCAGCUGGCCCUCAGGGUGAUGGAGCUCUGCAGGACCCAACCGGACCUGGACUGGACGGUGCUGAUUGCUACUCAGCAUUUCCUCAGGUCUUCAGCUCUGGUGGAGAGCAUGUACUCAGGAAUGUCUCACCCUGACAGAGUUACUCUAUUAGAGCUCAUCUUUGCCCAGCUGAGAGAGGAGGACUCAGAGGAGUGUGGCAUCCCUUCCAGUGUGGCUCGCUUCCUUGCUAGUUCCUUCCAGACAGGUUGUGGAGCUGUCCUGACACUUGCAACUGGUUCUGCUUCCAGUGAUGAGGUCCUGCAGGAGGCGCUGACGGUGAUAAGUCUUCUUGAUGUGCUGUGUGAGAUGACAUCUGACCUGAAACAGUUCAUGUUCUUGCAGGACCAUCCAGAUCUGCUUGUGACUACUGUUGAGCUUCUGAAGCAGGUCCAUGCUAUCGGGAAGGCCAGCAAGAAUAUCUUCAGUUCAGCUCAAAACUUCUCCUCCUUCAGUGGAGAUGGAGACCCUUCCUCUCAGUCUCCUGUCAUCAGCUUCAAGGCCCAUCUGAUCAGGCUGAUAGGAAACCUCUGUCACAGCAACCCCAACAACCAGAACAAGGUGAGAGAGCUGGAAGGCAUCCCCCUCAUACUGGACAACUGCAAUGUCGACAGCAACAACCCGUUUAUCAGCCAGUGGGCGAUCUUUGCCAUCAGGAACCUCCUAGAACACAACACACAGAACCAGGAGCUGGUCGCCUCCCUUGAACGCCAUGGCCCCGCUGAUUACUCUGCACUCAGGGAGCUGGGAUUCCUGGUGGAGGAGCGAGAUGGAAGCUUGCUGCUCAAACCUGUGAGGAAGGACUCUUAAAAAGCUCAGCUCUGUCUGCAAGCAGGUCCUAAUGUGAAGUAUUUAUUUAGAGAGCAGUUAUGUACAUGUGCACACGUAUGCGCUAAUGUGAGCACAAUCAUGUUGUGCUUCAGGCUUCAAUAAUGUUACUUAAGAUUAAGCUGCUCUCUUAAUACACCUGUGUUUUUGCCUAUUUAUAAAGAGUGACAGCCACACUGCCGGCAUUUUAAGCAAAAAGUCCUUUUCAAUUAGACGUUUUUAUUGGAGAAGUAUGAUAGAUUACUUUCUAACUCAGUAAUGCUUGCACUAAUGCCUAGAAAGGGCUAAAGCUAUUCUUGAAACACAAAGUCUUGGGUUCCCCUGGUAUCUAAGCAGGGGCUAUUGUUCAGUCUGGGAAAUGAAGAGUUUAGGAGAGCGAGCACAUGCUGGUACCUUUUGGCAAGACUGCUGCAUUGUGGUUUAAUCCAAAGACAAAGAGCACCACAGUGUCUGUGGCUUUUCACUUUUCACAGACACUGGUGAAACCAGCAGGGGCUGGGGUUUUAAUCCCAGGCCCAUAGUGACUUCUGCAGUAACCGUGAAACAGAGAAUGACCAAAACAUGAUGUAAUCAACCCCCUCGCCGCCUCUCCUACUUAAACGGCAGUGUCUUUGCCAGAAGAACACAGACUUGUGCUUUCCUCAUUAAAGGGCUUAAAAUGACUGCUUAUCUAAAGGCAUCAUGAUAUUGAUGUUGUAAUUUAAGAAUAUUUAAGUGAAAAUGCAAUACUAAACAUAGAUAAGGGAUGCUGUGCAUGUUUUAUGAUAUAAAAACAACGCUCAGUAUACAGAAUGAGCUUGUUACUAACUAAUCUUGCUUUUGCAAUCUUUCUUCUACUUUAGGUCAGAAUAGUUUUGAGUUUAGAACUCAACAUAGUCUUCUAAAUCUUCUUAUUCCUUAUGUAAUUCCUACUCUUUUUUAUUUCUAUCCUAUUUUACUACAGUACUAAUGAAUAAGGGCAGUAGGGCUAACUCCUCAUGUAGACCAGUGGUUCCCAACCUUUUUUUCCUUAGGGCCCCCCCACUUAUAUCUAAGAGAAAAACUAAGCAUUUUGUUACAUGAAUCAUCGACGUGACGUCAUCAGCUUUUACACAGCUUAUCAGGGCUACACUGAAUGAUUAAAGAGGAUCCUCUUAUUUUUGACAACAAAAAAGUUGUAAAAAAAAAAAAAGUCAUCAUUUUUGAGAUUAUAAAGUCUUAUUUUUACAAGACACCAAACCUAGAAUUUCACUGUUUAAAAACUUGUAAAGGGGAAAAAAAAAAUGAAAUUUCAGACUUAGAAAGGCAUAAAUUUAAGGUAUAAAUCCCAUUUUACAGAAAUUUGUUGUCUAAGUCCAGAUGACAGUAAUGCUGUAUUAAAUCUGGGGUAGAAUUUACAAAUAUUUUCUUAUUGAUCAGUAUAAUUUGAUUUUUUUUUCCACAAAGUUGGCUGUUUUUGAUUUUAUAAUCCCGAAUUUGCAGGUUUUGGUUCUUAUAAUGUAAGACUUUUGAACUUGAUUUUUUUUUCUUGAAAAUUAACAGAAACAUUAUUUUUUAAUGUCCCAGAGUGGUACAAAUAACUUGUCAUAAUAGUUCAUAUAGUUCGGAUAUCAGGAUGCGCAAUAUUAGAUUUGUACUGAUUUCAGAUAUUCCGAUAUUUACAAAGUAAUUAUGGCAGAUACCGAUAUUUAGAUGUAGCCCAGACCUUAAUCUUCAGAACAAUUCAAAGCUUGAGGAUAAAAUCUAAGUCCCUAACCUCCUGAAACUUGAGCUUUUGUUUGGAAAGCAUUUCGAGUUUUUCCAAACUAUUUGGGAUGCGUAGGGUCUGAUAAGUUAAAACAUCAGGCUGGAAUUUCUUACAAAAAAUCCCUCCAAAAUGCAAACAAAUUCCCCAAGUAUAGCUUAAAAUUGUUUAAAAUAAUCCUCAAAUCUUUCACUGAAUCUUUAAAUCCCAUCUUGACAUUCCAAAUAAAGAAAUCCCCCCAAAAAUUCCAUAGAAAUCCCUGAAGAUUGUCAAGUAAAUUCCCCAAAUGCCAAAUAAAAUUGCCCCUAAAAAUUUCCAUAAAAUACUUGCUAAUUCCCAAGCAAAUUCCCCAAAAUAUCCAAAAUGUAAUUUUCCCCAAUAUUUUAAGUUAAUAUGUUAAACUUAAAUGGCAAUUCCAGUCAAAAAUCUAAAAGAUCUAAAAGCAGAAAUUAUUACUUUGUUGUAGGAAAGCCAGAAUGGAAUGGCCUCAUAUGUGCAUGCUGGUCUUAGGAGGUUAAAGCCUCUUCUAAAGAGUAAGGAGUGGUGAUAAAUGAAGAAAAAACCUCCACUGACGAAGGUCUGUUGGUCCUAAAACGCCACUAAAUUAGACAAAUAUAGACAAAUAUCAUCAGAAAGUUUCAUAUCUGCCGUCACGAUAUCAGACUGAUAAUAUCGUGCAUCCAUGUCUAUUUAGAUCUUUUGGCUAGAACAAGUGUCUGCAGGUGGCCUUUUUGGGAUUUUGUCAAUGAAAACAAAAUUGAGGUCCUGGGGGGCUUAGCUAUUCUUAGAAACAAACAUGUAGGGGGGUUAAGGGAAGAACGCUGGGAACCACUGCUCAUUGCUUUUUAAAUGCUGGAUUUGACAUUUACCAGACCGCAUAGACUUUCUUUUAGAGCGCUGGUAAAUACUGUACUUCCUAUUUAGCUGUAGCUGAUUGUUUGCAAUAAUUAAAGGCAGCAAUUCUAGAGCUGCAGAUGGUGCGGCGAGUAAGUGAUAGAAUCGGAGCAGAAGCAUUAGUUUGCAAAAUGACAUCCCUCCGUUCUCCUCCUGUUGCUGGAUAAGCUGAAUGGUCCUGACACCUCAACAAUGCAGUGCUUUACAGGCCUGCCCACACCCUGCUCCACCCUGUUUGCUCUGCCCCUGAUUUUUAAUGACAAAAUGUAUUGAAACAAUCGGCUGGACUCUCCCCUCAAUCCACCAGUAUAGUGAGGGGAGCUUAUACGGUUCCGGUCCCCAGGAUUUCAGACAGCUAACAAAACAGCUGUUACUUGCGCUCGGCUGGCUGGCUGCAAUGCUUUUCAGCCCCACAGGAAAGAGGCUGUGCGAGUCAGCCGGGCUGAAUGAGGUGGCAUGGCUGCGGCCGUCUGCUCACCUCCUAACACAUUAGUACCACAUCAGCCCAGGCUGCAACAUCUUCCCAUAUUAACAUUUAGAGCUCUGCUGUAGUAUUACUGUGCCUUCUGGUUGAAUUUUGCUUUCAGGGGUAAAGAAUGUGAUUCAUGUUUGGGUGUUUAAGCUUAAUAAAGUAUUAAA